Molecule: messenger RNA, 1384 nt
Organism: Raphanus sativus (radish)
Lineage: Eukaryota; Viridiplantae; Streptophyta; Magnoliopsida; Brassicales; Brassicaceae
Product: indole glucosinolate O-methyltransferase 4
Exons: 3
Coding region: 132-1253 (373 amino acids)
Biological process (GO): methylation
Molecular function (GO): protein dimerization activity; O-methyltransferase activity; S-adenosylmethionine-dependent methyltransferase activity
Source: RefSeq, a predicted model, not a curated record
CUAAAAUCAUCACCAUCCUCAACAUUACAAGAAGACACACACACACACACACCUCUUUCUUUCCUCGCCUUGAUCAGUGUGAUCACCAGUUAUUUUCAAGGAGAAGAAAGAAAGAAAGAGAAAAAAAAAAUAUGGGAAUCCUUAUUGAAGAAACCUUAAGCUCCAACACCAAAACCCAAAUUGUUAUUGAUGAUGAUAAUGAGUUGGGCUUGAUGGCUGUGAGACUAGCCAAUGCCGCAGCCUUUCCGAUGGUUCUCAAAGCUGCUCUCGAGCUCGGUGUCUUUGACACUCUUUACGCAAAUGCCGCUUGCACCGACUCCUUCCUCUCACCAUCUGAGAUAGCGAGUAGGCUACCAACUACACCACGUAACCCUGAGGCCCCAGCUUUGUUGGAUCGGAUGCUUCGUCUACUCGCUAGCUACUCCAUGAUAAAAUGCGGUAAGGUCUCAUCCGAGAAGGGGGAGAGAGUCUAUAGAGCCGAGCCAAUUUGCAGAUUUUUCUUGAAAGAUAACAUUCAAGAUAUUGGAUCCCUUGCGUCUCAAGUCAUUGUGAAUUUCGACAGUGUCUUCCUCAAUACCUGGGCACAACUAAAAGAUGUGGUGCUAGAAGGAGGAGAUGCAUUUGGUCGUGCACAUGGUGGCAUGAAACUCUUCGACUAUAUGGGUACAGAUGAAAGAUUCAGUAAACUCUUUAACCAGACUGGAUUCACCAUCGCUGUCGUGAAGAAGGCUCUUGAAGUUUACCAAGGCUUCAAAGAUGUGAAUGUGUUAGUUGAUGUUGGAGGUGGAGUUGGCAACACCCUCGGUGUUGUUACUUCAAAGUAUCCCAAUAUUAAGGGUGUCAACUUUGAUCUGACUUGUGCCUUGGCACAAGCACCUUCUUACCCUGGGGUGGAACAUGUGGCCGGAAAUAUGUUCGUGGAUGUUCCUAAAGGAGAUGCCAUGAUCUUGAAACGUAUACUUCAUGAUUGGACCGACGAAGAUUGCGUGAAAAUUCUUAAAAACUGCUGGAAAUCACUUCCGGAGAAUGGGAAAGUUGUUGUCAUAGAACUCGUGACUCCUGAUGACGCUGAGAAUGGAGAUAUUAAUGCGAACAUUGCCUUUGAUAUGGAUAUGUUGAUGUUCACUCAAUGUUCCGGCGGAAAAGAGAGAUCGCGAGCUGAGUUUGAAGCGUUAGCCAUGCAGUCAGGCUUUACCCGUUGCAAGUUCAUCUGUCAAGCUUACCAUUGCUGGAUUAUUGAGUUUUGCAAAUAAAAUAUUUAAUACUUUAUGCUAAAUCUUCAACAAUUUGUUUAUGUUAUCUUUGUUUCAGUUCCUUGCAUGUUUGAGUGGGACUUUGUCCUCGUCUCCAAAGCAAUUAAAUUAAUAGAAAACAUUUUCAUGCA